Messenger RNA from Daphnia pulex (common water flea), 1508 nucleotides. Its product is annotated as ribosome biogenesis protein BMS1 homolog. Gene Ontology annotation, cellular component: 90S preribosome; nucleus. NCBI's taxonomy places the organism in Eukaryota, Metazoa, Arthropoda, Branchiopoda, Diplostraca, Daphniidae. Gene Ontology annotation, biological process: maturation of SSU-rRNA from tricistronic rRNA transcript (SSU-rRNA, 5.8S rRNA, LSU-rRNA); endonucleolytic cleavage of tricistronic rRNA transcript (SSU-rRNA, 5.8S rRNA, LSU-rRNA); ribosome biogenesis. The record is from RefSeq and is a predicted model, not a curated record. Gene Ontology annotation, molecular function: GTPase activity; U3 snoRNA binding; GTP binding.
CUUUUUAUAUUGUUCUCGUGGUUUGUCUUGCACAGUUGCACAUGGCCUUUUCUUCUUCGUAGUUUCAGUUUUUUGCUUGUCAAGGUGCAGUUUUUACAGAUUUUAUAAGUAUUUUCAAAUAAAAAAAAGGGAGCAAGGAUGGAGGACCAUGUUGAGGACAAGAAAAAGGCCCACCGGGAACGCCGUGCUGGGCGCAAAGCGGACAAGAAAAAAGUCAAGGAUCCGCACGUUCAAGAAAUGGAUGCCCGUCAGCGUAACCCCAAGGCUUUUGCUAUCCAGUCAGUAGCCAAGGCUCAGAAACAUUUUCACAGGGCCCAAGAUUUGGAAACGAAAAAGCAGCAUAUUCCAUUAGUAGACAGGACUCCAUUAGAACCCCCACCGAUCAUGGUAGCCAUUGUUUGCCCACUCAAAGUUGGAAAAACCACUCUACUCCAAGCUCUAAUAAAAAACUUUACACGACAGAAUAUCACAUCCAUACAGGGGCCCGUAACCAUCGUCACGGGUAAAAAACGAAGGGUGACUUUUAUGGAAUGCAAUAACGACAUCAACUCAAUGAUAGACAUCGCGAAAGUGGCUGACCUUGUUCUGCUUUUGACUGAUGCUUCGUUUGGCUUUGAAAUGGAAAUUUUUGAAUUUCUCAACAUCUGUCAGGUGCAUGGAUUCCCCCGAGUAAUGGGCGUUCUGACUCAUCUGGACAUGUUCAAGAAUAACAAACAACUGAAAAAAACUAAAAAAGUUUUGAAGCACAGAUUUUGAACAGAAGUUUACCAGGGAGCGAAAUUGUUUUACCUUUCUGGUCAACUCCACGGAACCUACCCUAAAAACGAGAUCAAGAACCUCGGCCGCUUUAUCUCGGUCAUGAAAUUCCUACCUCUGUUGUGGAGAUCGACUCAUCCUUACGUCUUGGUGGACCGAUUGGAAGACAUGACACCUCCCAGUCGAUUACACGAGAAUCUCAAAUACAAUCGGGACAUCUGCCUUUACGGUUUCGUGCGUGGUGUCCACUUGAGAAAACACUGCCCCAUCCACAUCCCAGGCUGUGGUGAUUUCCGCCUUAAAGAUGUUUCUUUUCUUCCCGAUCCUUGCCUUUUACCGGAUAAAUUGAAAAAACGUUCGCUUGUCGAAAAAGAGAAGCUGAUCUAUGCCCCCAUGUCUGGGGUGGGCGGUAUCAUCUACGACAAGGAUUCCAUCUACAUUGAGCUUGGCGGCAGUCACUCGCACUCCAAACAGGAUGGCCCUACAAAUCCUAAAUCAGAGAUGAUCUCGUCGCUGAUGAAGUUGCAAAGGACGCUGGAUGUACAGAUGUCUGAAUCAAAAGUAGAAGGACCUACUCUGACUCGGGCGGAAAUUUUGGCUGCCCGAUUUUGGCUGCCCGAUUCCAUUAAGAAACCCGUUCGGCUGCCCAGCUGACACCAAGGCCGUCAUUGAAUGCUCGUCUGACUCGGACUGUUCCGGCCGGGCCAAGUGCUGCUCCAACGGAUGCAGUUCCACCUGCACCUCCCCCGAAG